Chionomys nivalis (European snow vole) is the source of this 582-nucleotide messenger RNA. RefSeq names its product MAM domain-containing protein 2-like. Lineage: Eukaryota; Metazoa; Chordata; Mammalia; Rodentia; Cricetidae. The record is from RefSeq and is a predicted model, not a curated record. The transcript has a single exon. The coding region runs from base 1 to 402 and encodes 133 amino acids. Gene Ontology annotation, cellular component: membrane.
AUGUUUAUCGAGGCCUCCCACAUGGUAUAUGGACAAAAAACACACCUCUUGUCCCAGCCCUUGAGAGGCGUCCCUGGGAAGCACUGCUUGACUUUCUUCUACCACAUGUAUGGAGCAGGAACUGGCCUGCUGAGCAUUUUUCUGAAAACAGAGGAAGAACAUAAAGAGACCCUGCUGUGGAGAAGGCGUGGGGAGCAAAGCAUCUCCUGGCUGCGGGCGCUGGUAGAAUACAGCUGCAGGAGGCAACACCAGAUCAUUUUUGAAGCUAUUCGGGGAGUGUCAAUAAGAAGUGAUAUUGCCAUUGAUGAUGUUAAAUUUCAGGCAGGACCAUGUACAGAAAUGGAAGAUACAACUCAACAAUCAUCAGGAUAUUCUGAAGACUUAAAUGAAAUUGAGUAUUAAGAAAUUAUCUAAAUUGGAUCAAAUACACAAAAUUUGUGCCUCUCUUCAAUCAAAGUGAAAACAGAAGAAAUGAAUACCGGAUAUUCUUAACUAUUGCAUAAGUUGAAAUGACUUCAGAAUACCCCCUUUCAUUACUUUUGAAAACGAGAGAGAGAGAGAGAGAGAGAGAGAGAGAGAGAG